Molecule: messenger RNA, 7491 nt
Organism: Macrobrachium nipponense
Lineage: Eukaryota; Metazoa; Arthropoda; Malacostraca; Decapoda; Palaemonidae
Product: titin-like
Exons: 22
Coding region: 571-4578 (1335 amino acids)
Biological process (GO): negative regulation of centriole replication
Molecular function (GO): microtubule binding
Source: RefSeq, a predicted model, not a curated record
GAGAGAGAGAGAGAGAGGGGGUUGCGCCGGUAUCAUUAACCGAGCAAAGCUUCAGUCUCGUACAACACCGGACAGUGAUCGGGUCCUCGUAAAAUAAUAAAUUUACGAAAAAAAAAACAAAAAAAAAAUCGAGAGUAGACCGUAAGCCAUUCAUGGAACAGUUUCGAGUAAUUUGCUGAUAAGUGCCGGGGCGUCCUCCACUUGUCCACAAUGGUCUAGAUUUUUGAAGGAAAAACCAAAAAGACAAUCGCGCACAGACAAGGAAAAGGACGUCAGUGGUCUGUGAAGGAAUGUUAAAGCAUUUCGGACCCUAAAAGUGAACAGAACAGGACCCCAUCACCACCACCAGUUCCUCCACCCACGGGAGAGGAGAGACUCGCGCGUCUCGAGUCCUUGGGAACUCUCUAGACCCAACUACCAACGAUCCUCCGACGGGAGUGAACUCCUCGUCCCUCCACCUCCCCCUUUUUUCCCCCUUUGAGGAUCUCCUGCGGGGCUCGCCUGCCCUGUGGGGACCUCUAAGGCCGCCACCUCCUCCUCCUCCUCCUCCCUCCUACGGCAACGAGCAAGAUGCUGUCAUCUUGCUGGUUCACGACUCCCUUCACGGGAUGUUUCUCAGCGGCGGUGAAAGGCGGUGCUGGCAGCGGAAUGCGAGACGGAGGUGACGCCGACCAUCCAGUCAGAGUUAGCCAGUCGGAGGAGCGAAGCAGACGAUUUCUUCGGCCAUCACAUCGCAGCCGAUCUGAGGGGCCCUUAGGCAGGGACCUAGAUGAUGAUAGUUUACUUGUGUCUGAAUACAAGACCCAGUAUGCCUGGGUGAGAAGGGGCGGCUCUGCUAGGGGCCCUGAGGCCGCCCCGCUCCUAGAGGCCGACAAGUACAGAGCAAAAAGACCGAAGCCAGAGACGGGAUCAAAAAGUAAUAAUAUGAAAUCCCUGCUCACUUGGUCCAAUGCUCGUCAGCCGCCCCCCCAGUCGACCCAGAUCCACGUGAACGUCAACGGAAGCGCCGGCGGCGGCGGCGGCGGUGGGAUCGCGUCCUCCGGAGGGCACGACGACGACGGAGCGGCUCCUCCUCCUGCAGGUCAGCAGCAGCAGACGACGCCCCGAACGCCUCGUAAGUCCAAGUCCAUGGGUCGCAUUCACACUGGUGGAGGUGGUGGUGGCACUGGGACGGAGGUAGGAGGAGGGGGAGGAGGAGGAGGAGGAGGGGGAGGUGGAGGAGGGGUAGUUGUAGGAGGAGUUGGCGGCGGCCAUCACCACCAUCAGCAGAAUCCGCCUCAGAGUGGAGACGGCCAUGAGAGACACCAGGAGCAGCAGCAGUCGGCCUCUACAGCGGCAGCUGGAGCUGGAGCAGCUGGAGCAGGGGCGCCCGCCACCUCAUCGUCUGCUGCUGCCCUCCCCGAGGCACCAGCUACCACCAGUUGGCACCGAGGUCAUCGGAGGGUCCCAUCCGAUGGCGUUGCAUGGCGGGUUUCCAAAGGACUGGAAGCUGACAGAAUCAUUGGUGGCGACGCUAUGCAAGGCCUCGGCGAUGAUAAGGUCUCAAAACGCAUUCUAAAGAGGUCCACUACAGUAUCCGCAAUCCAGUUUGAUCCAACAAAGCCAUUAAGGGCCUACAAGUCUGAGUACCGUAAGAAGUUCCGUCCAUUCUCGCAAUACCAGUAUGUGGACGGCAAGUUCCAUAAGGUCAAGACCGACGAACCGGCAGCUGGGUCAGAUGCCUCCAACAACUGGUACAAGGAGGUCAUCGAGCUGAGGCGUCAGGCGGGACAGUACAGAGCGAGGCACGAUAUUGGUGACGUGUGGCGGACCGUUCAGCAUCGAGGUUGGGGAGUGGAAACAGCAUCAGAACGACUGGCCGAGAUUUACUCGAAGCAGGCGGAGCUGUGGGAGCAGGUAUCUCGUAGGUCAUCCCUUCAAGCCCUCUCUCUGGCAGCGGCUUCACCAAGUAGGCCGAUCAGUAAGGCAGAGAAGGACAUCGAGAACUCGAGGCGUUCGUCCCCGAUCAAGCACGUGAGUACCUCUUCCCGCGAACGCCCAACCACCGCGCCGCCCAAACCUAAGCCCGCAGCUGCUGUGCAUACGCAGAAGACUCCAGCCGACAAAGCCGACUUGAGGAGCUCAAAAGAAUCGACACCUCGACACCACUACGAUCGCACCACAGGAGCAGCAGAGGAGGGUCUCUUGAUCACCUCGCCGUCAAGGGACAGGAUUGAACCAAUCGUUCCCGAAGAUUGGUCUUCGCGCCGCUCUUCUCGCAGGACCCCACCAAUCACAAGCCCAAUGAAAGAUGGCCUCCCCAGCAGCAGACGAAGGUCCAACAGAGCUUCCUCAGCGGCCAGACCUCCCCCACCCAAGGACUGUAGGUCCUCUGUAGGAGGUCGUUCAAUAAGCGUCGGCCCCGAGAACCGUUCGCCCAAGCGGACUUCGCGCCCACCCUCCACCCACACCACAGCACCCGCAGCCAAGCCCGAGAGGCGCCCCAGGCCAACUUCCCUCUCCACUAGCGCCCGCCGAAAGGGUACUGACGCUGUGCCUCACCGCACAUCCUCCCACGAUGAGAGUAAAGAGACCAAGAAAGUCUCUUCUUCUAAGUCUAAGCCUCAUGAGCCCACUGCUUCGCCUAAGAAGGGCGAGGACAGGAGCAAAGCGGACAAAAAAGCCAUUAGCGAAGAGACUGACGCCAAGAAGGACAAGGAGAUCAUCCCCAAGGACAAGGAUGGAGCGGCCAAAGAGCCCGUGGAAGCCAUGAAGGAGUCCUCCUCCGGCAGGAAGUCCACCCCCGAACCACGGUUCGACCCGGAGAAGUAUGAACCCGUGGUGAAAACACCACCCGAACCGACCCGGGUGAAGUCACCCGAUCAGGUUGGUAAAUGGGCUAUGGUGAAGAGCCCUGAUCCAGUGAACUGGACAGUCCCCCUGGAUACUGGAAAGACAUUUACAGUGACGCACAAUAUUCCAGAAGCCACUCACUGUUUGAGAAUACCGAGAGGUGAAUCCGCGCGCGGAACUCCUUCCUCAGAGCAUCGCCAAGGAUUAGAAUCCCGCACUCGCCAAACACCAGAACCAACUAAACUUACACAGGGUCCCCUAGUAGGAACUCCAUUGUCCGCCAUUAGUUCAGAUGCAAAGUCUUACUCUCAGGAGCAACCAAAGCUACCCACUGCCACAACUGUAGAUCCUAAGGUUGACGAUAAGCCUGUUGAAAAGAAAACAGACUCGUCGAAGCCAGCAGACAUUAAGGCUGCUGAACCAAAAGUUCCAGAAAGUAAGGCCCCAGAAGCAAAACCCCUAGAUAUUAAGGCUUCAGAACCUAAGCUAGAAACUAAAGUCCCUGGAAGUAAGCCUAUAGAUUCUAAGGUAGAACCUAAGCCAAGUGAAACAAAAGUCCCUGAGGCAAAGCCUUUUGAUACCAAAGUAGAGCCCAAAGUAGCUGAAGUUCCAGAACCAGAGAGUAAACCUUUAGAUUCAAAGGUAGACCCAAAAUUAAGUGAAACCAAAGUCCCAGAGGUUAAACCAAAGGUAGACACAGAUAUAAGUGAAAGUAAGCCCUCAGAAGUUAAACCUUUUGAUACUAAAUCUGAUCCCAAAGCAAGUGAGACAAAAACUGAUGCCCAGCUUAGUGAUACCAAGAUAGAGCCUUCUUUAAAGGAAAGCAGCACACAAGAGCUAAAACCUAGUGAAUUUAUGACAAAAGAACCAAAGCUUGAUGAUUUUGAUGCAUCUGAUUCCAAACUUGCUGAAUCCAAGGCUCCACAGCCCAAGCAUUCAGAGUCCUCUUUUGACAAGGAUUCUGAUCCAGCUUCUGAUCUUAAAAGUUCACAGUCACCGCAGCCUCAUCAGCCAAUUCAGCAAGUCCCUCCUAAACCACCUGCACCUUCACAAUCUUCACCUGUGGAUAUUUUACCACCUUCCUCAGGUGCGGUUGAUCCUAUGUCUAUGUCCAUGUUUGGCUCUUUAAAUGGCAUGAAUGGCAAGAGUUCUGGCACUCCAUCUCCUACCAAGCCUGAAGGGCCUCUUCCAUCCUCUGAGCCUUCUAAAGAAUCCACUGGUCCCGAGUCAAAACCUGGAGCUGUUCGAAGUAUCCCAGGUACUAAUCUACGAUGCCUUGAUGACCCUUCCUUCAUGUUUGACCAGCCUAGUCAAGCAGCAACUAAUUCUCCAAAGGCUGGCGGCUAUAAGGUUCUUGAAGCUCCUACUACGGAGGCCUCUCAACAAAAGCCAGGGGCUUUUCGUGUGCUAGAGGCCCCAGAAGCACCAUCGGAUAUCAAGGAUCUUCCUGACCAGUCUCCCUCGAAGCCUGAAGCCCCCGUCAAACCUUCUCCUUAUAGAGUUUUAGAAGCCCCACUUGAACCAACAGCUAGACCUAAAGGGUCCCCUUAUCGAGUUCUAGAAGCACCCGAUGCUCCUUUUUAUCCUCAGGCCCAGACUGUGGGGGCUCCACAAGAGUCUAAACCUCCCUCUCUUGUAUCUCCCUCUUCUGGUAGGGCUGUAACUGAUGCGCUUGAUAAGGCACGCAGUCGGUUUGACUCCUUUUGGGGUGGACCAAAAGAUAAAGAUCCUCCCAGUCAAGUCUAGGUGCCCAAAUUCACUAGCCAUGUUUUAAUUAAAAAUUCAGAUAUUCAUGAAGAUGGAUUACUUUUAUCCUAUUAUCAAAGUUAAUGAAGUCUAUUUUGUGGUUCAUCUUCAUGAGUAUUUUAUUAUCUCAAAAAUGUGCUGUUAUAAAUUAUUGUAUAAAAUGUUUAUGAUUUAAUAUAUUCAUCAAAUCCUACUGAGUCUCAUGUUUGUUAUGAGUCAGUACUACAUGAAUAACAGCAUAUUUGAGGUAUAUAAUUUAUUGAGGAAACCCACAGGUCAUCAUUUCAGCCAGAUGUUUAUUCGCAAUACUCAUACUAUUUUUGUUAGUUGUCAUAGAUGCUACUUACCUCUCCAGACUUAACUCAAGGCUAAGCAGUAUAGUAUUUCCUGUGGGUUUUUCUUAUACAAAGCACUUGCUAGUAGGCUAAGAUUGUGAGAUUGUUUAUAAAAUGGCCUUUAAGGCCAGUUUUAGUUUCUGUAUGUUUAGCUUUUAUCGAAAAUGUAAGAAUGGAAAGUAUGCCAGAAUCAUGAUGUGUGCAGGGAAUGCCAAGUCUUACCCAAGAUUCCUCUCAGACUCUGAGUCGGAUUCUUCUCAUAUCAGUGAGAAAUCACAGAGAGAAGGAGAAUGAUAUAAAAACUUCAUUUUGUCCUGUAGCUAACUGUAUUUUUCACUCCAGACUACAGAUGUAAUUAACUGAUAAAACUAGUCGAUGACAGAAGAGGUAAGAUGAAAUCUUUUUUGUUAAUGGAGAAAGUAACUUGAUUAUCUAACUUGUAUUCUUUAGAUAUUAAAUAUAAUGAGGUUUUGGGUUUGGGAAAUUCAAAGUGAAUAAUAUACAAAAUUAGGAGAACAAACAAAACUUCAAGAAAAUUCAAGAGGCUAAUAAAAUACGGGUAUUACUGAUAACUUCGAGCACGAAGCUGCAAAUUUUUCAAAUCGCAUGACCUUCAAGCAACAUUUAAAUUGAAUACGUAUGUAAAGGCAUUUGGUUAUUCUCACGUCUGCUUUGCAUUGUGACAUUCACUCGAUCUUUCAUUAUGAGUCAAUGAAGGUUUAUGCCCCUGCACUGAAGCAAUUGGUGGAAGCUAUGUUAAACGAAGAAACUUUGGUCUUACUUGGCAUUUCAUCCCAGCCUUAAUUAUAAUGCCUAUAUGCGAUUUAGGAAUCUGAGGAUAGUGAUAUUCUGAUCUCGCUCAUCAGGCAUCUUGUAGUGAAUCUCAACGGUGCAACAUUUACAUAAUGUAUCGACUGAAUUUUAAUUAAUGCUGUGUAUAUGAAUUAUUCUGCCGUUGUGAACUUGUCAAUUUCCAGGCAUCUUGCAUAUUUUUUUUUUUCAUUAAUACCAAAGAUAAUUACUAGCAGUUAUUCAAACUUAUGAAGUGGUGAUAGGUGAAUAAUAUGUUGUUUCCCAGAUAAUUAACUGCCAUGGUUUGAUGAUGAUAAUAGUUUUGAAGGGCAAAUCUAUUUAUAUUGUUAUAAUUAGUAUAGUGUUGGCCAAUUGCUGUACUGUACUGGGAUUGGUCUCUGGUAAAGUUCACCAUUAAUGUUUUAUGUCCCAUGGUGAUUAUUUUAUAGUUUUAUAUUUCAUUAAGCUUAUUUUUAUAUUUUGGGGAUUUUUCUCUAGGAUUGUUCCAUUACAUUCCAUAAAGCCUUAAGGACUAGUAAUUUCCUUGCUUUGAGUCAUAUUUUGUACUCUUGAUUUUGUUUCUCUCAUGUUCCUGUCAGCCAGUGUGUGAAAUUCAGUUCCAUGGAAUCGUCUAAAGUGUCUUCGUUUUAUUCUGUUCAGUGCCACAUCAAUUAGACAUUUUAAAUACUGGUGCCAUUUCAGAAUCUAUUUAGUAUUGGUAUACAUUUACACUUGCUUCUAGCAAAAUAAAAGCGACUUGACUGCCUGUGUUACUCUGCAGCAGCAGCAGCACACUCAUACAUACGUACUGGAGGUCUUUCUUCCAUCUCUGCUCUUUUUAUGAACGCAAGUGAAAAUGCAGCCUGUGCUAAAAGUGGCUACAAUUAUUGAGCGUCCUCUGAAGUUGGAGGGAUAGCUAGCUUAUUGAAACCCUAACUCUGAUACAUGAUUAUAUAUACUAUUAGACAACACAUUUAGUUCCCGUCCUUAAUUGUUAUUUCCAAUAAAGUUUUUUAUCAUUUGCUUCCAGUUAAAAUAACUUUAUUGGGGCUACAAUUACAAAGUCAAUAUUUCUUUUUACCCUUAACCAUUCUCCUCGCUUUUUGGAUUAGAAGUUUAUUAGUGCUUGACUACGGUUUAUAUUGAUUAUUUCAAGUAAAUGGAAUUAUGUACUGAAGCCUUAUUCAAAGGGUCAAAACUGCCAUGUAAUUUCUGACUAUCACCAUGGGCCGUUGCCACUUUUUUUCAAUAAGGACGCCGUUAAUGCUUCUAGUCAAAAUUGUUUAUUCAUUCUUUGCAUAAACUGCAGGUGUCGGUGUCAGAUACAACUUCACCCGAAAAACUCAUUUAUGAUAGAAUUCCAGCAUAAAAAAGAAACCAACACAAAAACACAGACAUAAACCUAUGAAUGAAGGCAUGGUUGUCAAGCCUCAUAUGAUAAGAGAUUCUUUGGCAAAUGGGAUCUGUGAUUAUUUUUGCAGUACACAAUGAUGGUAGUACUGCUGAUGGAAUUGAAUGGUAGAGUAUUAAUUAUGUGUGAAUAGUUGUUGAAUAUUUCUAGUAUAAUAUUUAGCAGAUUUUUUAUUAAAUAUGGUUAUUCCCUCGGUGAUGAGGUUUCUUAUUUUAUAGGCAUCAUAUAAGACUUGAUAAUGUGACUGAAUUCAAAAUAUAGAAAGGAAUUCAAAGGUGAGCAUGUUUGUGGCUGGACUCCUUAAGUUGUGAAUCUGAUCUUUGCUGUAUGUACCCAUAGCACAGACCCUUACAUUAAAUGUACAGCUUCAAAUGA